CCCAUCCUCCCGUAUAUAUUGCCCAGCCUGCUCCCAUUCUCCUCCCACCAACACAUCUACACAAGCAUCAUCACUUCAACUCAGUUACUACCACUACUACUAUCCAAUCAUCUACAGCGAUCAGACUUCACAGGGCAGUCUCCACAUCAACGCAGCAAGAACAUGGCGGCUGCAGCGAAGGCGUCGUGGACGGUGGCGAUGAGCGUCGGCGCUGUGGAGGCGCUCAAGGACCAGGCCGGCCUCUGCCGCUGGAACUACGCGCUCAGGUCCAUCCACCGGGCCGCCAAGGCCAACGUCCGCGCCGGCGUCUCUCAGGGAAAGAAGCAGCUUCAUGCCUCCGCGGCGGCGGCGGCGGAGAAGCGGCGAGCUGAGAAGGCCGAGGAGGGCCUGAGGACCGUCAUGUAUCUCAGCUGCUGGGGUCUGUACUAAGUUAGGUGCUCGGCUGUUCCUUGCAGGAACUACGGGCCGCUUUGCCUCCUCAUUGUAAAUAUCUGUUACACGGUCGAUGAUGAUGAAAACUUCCGUCACCAACGAGUA
Lolium rigidum is the source of this 537-nucleotide messenger RNA. RefSeq lists its product as uncharacterized. The transcript is spliced from 2 exons. Lineage: Eukaryota; Viridiplantae; Streptophyta; Magnoliopsida; Poales; Poaceae. Bases 163 to 429 code for a protein of 88 amino acids. The record is from RefSeq and is a predicted model, not a curated record.